Molecule: messenger RNA, 825 nt
Organism: Dentiscutata heterogama
Lineage: Eukaryota; Fungi; Glomeromycota; Glomeromycetes; Diversisporales; Gigasporaceae
Source: the annotation of a GenBank genome assembly
AAUGAGCCACCCAUUGUUUACUAUCGAUAUCCAAUUAUCGGCCAUACAUUUGAGUUUAUAACGAAUUGCGGAAAGUUAUUUGCAGAAUCUCGUGAAAAGCAUGGCGAUAUAUUUUCAUUAUAUGUAUUCGGCGAAUUAGUGACUGUAGCUGGAAAUGAUUUAGUUCACGAAGUAUACAAAAACGAAGGUCUUGAAUUUAAUUUUCUGGAAAGCCAUGAACAAGUAGUGACAAGAUAUGUGUUUUCCUACGCUGCAUUCGAUUUCAAUAAAAGUCUUAAACUGUUGAGAGAGUUUUUUAAAUUAAAAUUAGCCAAUAACACGAGAAAUAUACAUCAAGGCAUUAUUGAAAGCAUGAAUUUUUGUGUUGGUGAAUGUGUUGUUGUUGAAAGACGUCUUCUUUAUAAAAAGAAACUAGGUGAUAGAUGGGAUGCACCUGUGGAUGCUCUACAAACUUUCCUAGACAAUCCUGAAAUAGCUCCAGAUUUUGAUCCAAAUCAUGUAAAUUAUAACAUAAUUGUUGACAUAAUUGGUGUAUAUAUAUUUGCUUCUAUGGCAAAUACAUCCAUUGCACCUACUUAUGCUUUAGUUGAGUUGGCAAAAAGAAAGAAAGAUUAUUGGCAAGAGUUACAUCAAGAAGCUCAGGAAGUUAAUAAACAGAGUAAUGGCAAACCUACAUAUAAUGAUUUUAAAAAUAUGGUCAAAUUAGAAAACUUUAUUAAAGAAUCUUUAAGAAUAAAUUCUAAUGUGUCUAAUGUGCCACGUCCUUGUGUUAAUGAAACUUAUACAUUCACGAAUGGAUAUCAAAUUCCGCAGGGUAAUCUUUUG